AUGCGGAACGGCUUCCGCUGCCCCUCCACCUUCAACCCGGCCGACUUCUUCAUCCACAAGCUGGCCGUGCUCCCGGGACACCACGAGUCCCGGUCCCGCGCCUCCGUGAAGCGCAUCUGCGACUCCUUCCUCGCGUCCCGACACGGCAAGGAGAUCGACUCGACGAUCGCCUUCUGCUCCGACCUGGCUCAGUCCGACUCUCUCGACUCCGGCGUCUACGAUGACGAUCCCAUCACAAAACCCAGAAGGAAGGCCAGAUGGGGCGUGCAGGUCCGAUCGCUACUCAAGAGGUCCUUGAUCGAAUCCGCCCGGAACCCGGCCGUCAAUCAGAUGAGGACCGUUCAGAAGAUCGUGCUGGCGAUCCUCCUGGGCCUGGUGUUCGCCGACGUCCAGGUGAACCAGAAGGGUAUCCAGGACAUCGGCGGCGCGAUCUUCGCGUUCGUCACGGAGAACUCCUUCCCGUCGAUGUACGGGGUCCUCAACGUCUUCCCGUCGGAGCUUCCCGUGAUCCUCCGGGAGCACCAGGGCGGGCUCUUCCGGGUUGACGCGUACUACAUCGCCAAGAUGAUCUCCCUCGUACGCGAGCUC
Molecule: messenger RNA, 588 nt
Organism: Darwinula stevensoni
Lineage: Eukaryota; Metazoa; Arthropoda; Ostracoda; Podocopida; Darwinulidae
Source: the annotation of a GenBank genome assembly